AUGAACAGGAGGGGCCAGGAUGCGCAGUUUCGCCCCACGCUGCCGCAGAACGGCGCGGAGGAGGGCGCUGCGAGCGCACAGGGCAGCGGAAGCAACAAGACCGCCUCUCCUGCUCAGGAGCGGAGCCAGGAGCGGGCCGAGGGCGAGGCGGCGGCCGAUGUAGCCCUCAAGGUGUCGGCGGCGGCGGCGCGCACCAAGUCCGGGCCCGCCGACGUGGUGCGUGCAGCGGGCGCCAUGCGAGCUGAGAGCAGCGGCACGGGCCGGCUGCGGCUCAAGGUGCUGACGGGCGGCGACGAGUCCCCGGCGACGAGCUCUCCAGCGGUACGGCAGAUCCACCACGCCCACACGGUCGCGGCUCACGAAAUCCACCGCGCGUUUCACGGAGACGACAAGGACGAAGGAGACGAGCUGGCCCGGCUCGGGAGCGAGGAGCUCUCCCGGCUCAACACACCCGACCUGAUAGAACACCUCAAGAAAACGGAUUACAAGGGCGAGGGGGCGGCGGAGGCCGCCGGUGAGCUGCAGGUGUGGGACAUUCAGGCCAAGCUCGACAGCAUCGCCAUGCGGGCCGCGCCGGUCGUCGAGGACCCACGCUGGCAGCGGCCGGACGAUCCCCUCCCGCUGCACGACCCCCCGCCGGAGCGCCUCCACGUCGUCAGGGAGGAGCUCAAACUUAUCAGGCGCGUGGAGGACCUCGCAUUGCCUCAGGCGAGCUCCUGGCGCCCCGACAAGCCUCUGCCGAAUCCCGCGAACGCGGACGUGAUGCGCGAGGUGUCCAGGGCGGCGCACCUCGUUGCUGACGGCACCUGGCCCAAGUCCGAGGCGUCGCGGUCCGUGUUCUGCCGCUGGGUCAUCAACCACGACAUCUGCCAGAUGGUCCUGGCUCUCUUCUGGGUCGUCUUCGCGGAGUCGUUCAAGCAGAGCAGCCCCGACCGCGAGGCGGCUCUCGAUCACUGCUUUCGCGCAUUUGGGCACCACUACGCGGCCCGCGUCAUCAACCCGCGCUACGAGGUCGUGCGCAACAAGCUCGAGCACCACUGGGGCCCGCGCGAGGAGCGCUACUGCUCGCUGCUCCCGCACGUCACCGCCGCGGCCGCCCUGGAGGUGUUCCGCACCGCCUUCCCGCUCUCCGCGCACAAGUUCGACAACCCGUCCUUCAGGCAGCGGCUGGAGGACGUCCUCAAGGCGUGGGUUGCGGGACACCUCCCGAGCCUCACGCACCCCACCAUCGUCGAGGGGAGCGACGACGAGGAGCCUGUCCGCGGCGGACCUGUCCCGCCGGGCGCCACGCGCGCCGUCAUCGACGCCGCGAAGCUCGGCACCCCCGACGGCUCCCCGCAGCAGCCGACGAAGUCCCGCGGCACCUCGGGCCGCAACCACGGCUUCAAACCAUCCGCGACGGCGCCGGCGGCCAUGCGGGCCAGCCCCGAGCCGACGCUGCCAGUGCAGCGCGGGCCCUACCCGUGGAGCCGCUGCCGCGCGGUCGCCGAGGCCACGCACGUGGGCGCGCAACAAACGCGCCGCGACGUCCACGUGCACACGCUCCUGGGGCAGCCGUCGAACUUGAGUCCGCGGCGCGGCGCGUCGGCGUCGCAGGAAUUCGCGCAGGGGCUCAUGCACGCGGCCGAGACGGUGCAGGCGGUGCGGCGGGCGGAGUAUUCCAAGUCCCCCGGGGGGCAGGCGGCGAAGGUCGGCGGCGACGGACUGGGCACGCUUCCGGAGGGGCACCCGGGGUUGCAGACGCUGACGCGGAUGGUGGAGUUUCGGGAGAAGCAGGCGGCGCACAAGAAGGCCUACAGGGAGAUGCAGCAGAGGCUGCGCAAGUCGGGGGUUGAGGUCCAGGCGCCGGAGGGGACGCAGCGGUCGUUGCCGGACAUGGACGAGGAGACCGACCAGAGCGUGCUGGCGGCGGAGAGCUCGCACGACAAUCUGAAGCGCGGGUUCUUCGCCGAGGGCGCGGGCGGCGGUGGGUGGGCGCGGAAGAAGUGGGCUGUGGGUAAGAAGGGGGUAGGGGGCGGUCUUGCCGGGGCGCUGCUGGGCGCGGUGCGGGAGAAGAAGGCGCAGGACGCGCGGGAGGCGAUGAUGGACGCGGAGGAGAAGGAGGAGGGCGACAAGGCCCGGCGAAUCAGCGCGUUGAGUGACCUCGUGCGCUUGGAGGACAGGGAGGGCGCGAGGGAGGAGGAGGCGGCGCAGCUGAGGCGGGAGCGCGCAAACGCGAUCGCGAAUCGCUUCAUGGCGGCGCUGCGCCACUCGGUGCAGUCCGGCCUGGACUCCCAGGCGGAGGAGGAGCCGUCAAACGUUGUCCCGGUGGUCGACAUGCCCUGGGAUGCCCACCGCAAGCGCAUCAUGGCGCGUCCUGAAGGAUUUCCGCUCAACGGCAUAUCCCCCGCCGUCGCGGUGCACCUCCAGCAGCAGGGCAUCGACACGCAGCGCUUCGUCGGCGCAGGCCUCCUGCGCACCGAGAUCGGCCAGCCGAACCGCUGGCGCAAGCCGCCCGUCCUCGUCAAAGCCGCGGCCCCGGGCGACAUCGCGUUCACCGACCCGCAGUCCGGGAAGGACCGCGACCGCGCCGCGAUGACGUACCGCGAGCGCGUGGACGCCGCGGUCACUGACGGCGGCGCGGAGGCCGCGGAGAAGGCGUAUCGGCAGCGCCGGGCCGAGCUCGUGCGCGAGGUGACGGCGUUGCGGCAAGCGACGGCCGCCGAGGCGCGGGACAUCGAGAAGGAGCGCCGCACGCUCGGGCAGCGCGUGGACCUCGGGAGCUCGCGCGCGUCGCAGAUCAGCAAGAGCCGGUGGGACUGGCGGGGCGAGAUGGAGAAGGUGUUUCAGCGCAAGGCAGAAGGGCGGCCGACGAGCUCGCACACGCACUCGCUGCAGCGGACGGUGUCGACGGCGACGCGGCUGGCCCGCGCGGAGCGCAUGCGCGCGGAGCGGGCGGCCGCGGUGUCGGGUAUGAAGCCCGCGGGGGAGAAAUCGACGGCGGUGGCGCUGGCGAAGCCGGCGCGGGAACGGAAGGCCGGGGAGGCGGAGAAGGCGCGGCCGCGGGGCGUGGAUGGCGUGCUGGGGCCGCUGCACCGCGACGUGGUGGACGCGGAGGUGCACUGUCGGGUGCACAAGGCGGGGGGAGUGAGGUCGGAGCAGCAGGAGCUGCCGCCGGCGUGCGGGGUGCUGCGGUUCCGGAGACACGGCGAGUACGGGGCGGUGGGGGCGCUGCGGACGACGCGCGAGAGCAAGCGGGCGAUGAUGCGGCUGCACACAACGACAUAG
This is a messenger RNA of Pedinophyceae sp. YPF-701, 3267 nucleotides long. The record is from the annotation of a GenBank genome assembly. Lineage: Eukaryota; Viridiplantae; Chlorophyta; Pedinophyceae.